CCAUUGCUAGCAGCGCAUAACUGAAAGUUGAGUUACUGAGGAUCUUCAGGUUGAGUAGGUGAUGGAUCCCAACAUGAAGCUUCGUGAAGUGAUUACUGCAGCCAUCCUGAUGGCGCUCCUGAUCAUUACUUCCUCGAGUGGAGUCAAGGGUAACUUCAGUAAUGGAUAUUAUAGCGAAAGCCGUGCUGCAGCUGAGGUGCAAAGAGAAGGCCAUGCUGAUAUGCAGGCCGCUGCAUGUGGUCGAUCGGCAGCCGAGCUACUUCCGUGUGUCACAGCUGUCUCUGGUACAGGGAGCAAGCCAUCCCCAUCAUGCUGCGCAGUUCUCAUCAAGUGGGGAUUCGGUUGCCUGUGUGACCUUCUGAACGAAAAUCAAGGCCGCAUUCCUGGCAACAUUAACACCACCGUAGUGAUUGAAUUGCCCAAAGCUUGUGGCAUUCAAAUUUCUGGGGGCAAGAAUUGUGGCGGAUUAUUUCCCCAGCCUCCGGCAAAGAACUCCAUUGCAGCAAAGGAAGCGAAUAUUGCGGAAUUGGUGACAGUCGAUCAUGAGUGAACCAGGAAUUUCGGAUUGUUGGAGAAUCAGUGAUGAUGUUCCACAUAUUGAGCGGCAUGACGAUUUCAGCGUACAGGUUCCAGCAUCUGCUGUAAAUCCGACUCAGUGAAUUCAUGGGAUGUAGCAUAUGUAUACACUUAUGCAUGAGAACUGAUGAGCUUUCAUCUACUCUCAAUGGUCAUAUUCUGGACUACACUCGACUUCUAUAGAUCUAGUGCUGUCUUCUGUUCACAUGUAACCGCUGUCUGAUAGGCAAGACUUCGGCUUUAUAUACCGUUCUUUACAACCACCAGCUACCUCGAGUACGCUUACUCUGCUUUGCGUAAACAUAUAUGUAAUCCAAGGGUACUGAGUCGCUGCAGGCUUCUCCUGAUCUUCUGUUGCUUCUGGUGUUAUGAUAAAUUAAGUUCUCU
Marchantia polymorpha subsp. ruderalis is the source of this 963-nucleotide messenger RNA. The record is from the annotation of a GenBank genome assembly. NCBI's taxonomy places the organism in Eukaryota, Viridiplantae, Streptophyta, Marchantiopsida, Marchantiales, Marchantiaceae.